Fonsecaea pedrosoi CBS 271.37 is the source of this 1659-nucleotide messenger RNA. RefSeq lists its product as uncharacterized. The record is from RefSeq and is a predicted model, not a curated record. NCBI's taxonomy places the organism in Eukaryota, Fungi, Ascomycota, Eurotiomycetes, Chaetothyriales, Herpotrichiellaceae. Bases 1 to 1659 code for a protein of 552 amino acids. The transcript has 4 exons. Gene Ontology annotation, molecular function: oxidoreductase activity, acting on paired donors, with incorporation or reduction of molecular oxygen; heme binding; iron ion binding.
AUGCUUGGGCGCGAAAGACCAGAAUACAUCGCCAUGGUCAAACAUGCGCCAGACUCCUUGCCGCUCCUCGGCAACGCCAUCCAGUUCCUCAAACCCCGCCAUGUUCUCUUCGACUGGUUCGUGAAAUGCCAGCAGAAGUUUGGCCGGGAGACAUUCGAGAUUUCCGUUCCUUCGCUACCUCCUGGCGUCGUAAUCAACAGCCCUGAAGUUCUGGAGUAUGUACUCAAAAAUGAGGCAGCCAUCACCAAGGGCGAGUUCUUUCGAGACCGAUCUUGGGAUCUCUUUGGCUACGGCAUCAUCAAUGCAUCGGGCGAGUUGUGGCGCGCCCAACGGAAAGCCGGGUUGAAGUUUUUCAGUGGUACAAAUCUAGACAUCAUGAUCGAAGAGGUCCUUCCAGAGAUUUAUCACGAGUCCACAAGGGCCAGCCUUUCUCAAGCAGCCGAGGGUCGAUCUGUGGUCGAUCUGCAGAAGAUUUUCCAUGAUCUCACAACCACAGUGGUGGGACACAUGGCGUACGAUAUGGAAAUCGAUGCCACCUCUCCAUUCAGCAAAGCUUUCGACCACGCCUCCUCCCAAAUUGGCCUCCGCUUUCAAAACCCUCUCUACAGUAUCACCGAGUUCUUCACGGGUUCUUCCUUCCGCGCAUCUCUUCGCGAAGUAAAACGCUUUGGACGUCAAAUUGUGUCCGAAGCGCGGAAACGCCGUGCUCAAGAAGCGUUUGAGAGUCUCAUCACCAACACCGAUGAGGAGGAGACUGAGCUCAUGCAACAGCGUCAACAACCCGAAAACAACGAAGGUUCCGGGUUGGGAUUUGGAACGUUGAUUGAUUCACUGAUAGAAGCAUUGGGAAAUCCGAAAAUUGUCGCCGAUGCCGCCCUAAAUUUCCUGUCUGCCGGUCGAGAUACCACGGCUCAGAGCCUGACAUGGACGUUCUACGCAUUACUGAGGCACCCUGAGGCACUAAAACGGGUGAGAGAAGAAAUUGACCUGAAAUUCGACGUCAAGCCCUCGGAUAAGCAAUCUUUCAGCAGUUCUGCUAUGACGAAUUCUGAUAGCGACGAAGAAGAUGUUAACAUCAAUGUGUCUGACCUCCAACCUACCAAUCUCCCCUAUACUAUGGCGGUCUUCUACGAAUCCCUCCGCCUGUACCCUCCCGUCCCCUUUGAGAUAAAGCAAACAACCCAACCCGUCACACUCCCCGAUGGUACCUCCUUACCCGCAGGGGCCGUUGUGGUAUGGUGCAUCUGGGCGCUCAACCGCUCUUUUUCAACCUUCGGCGAGGAUGCCCAGUCAUUCCGCCCAGAGCGCUGGUUAGAGGUGCCCAGUCCUGCUUCACACGUGGAUUCCGAAACCGAUUCUGACACCCAUGUCAAUACCGCAGCCCACAAGCCGAGCCUCAGGUUCACCGGCUCCAAACACUCGGUCGGCGAGUUCCCCGUCUUCAAUGGCGGCCCACGCAGCUGCCUGGGCAAGAAGAUGGCCGAACUGAUGGGUGCGUGGACGCUGAUGCGGAUGCUGCGCGAGUGGGAAUUUGAGGAGGUCAACGACGGCUUGAACAUGGACUCGUCCUCGGGCGAGCGACGCAGCGCCAACUCCUUGACCCUCCCCAUGGAAGGCGGUCUGCCCGUACGGGUUACAAGACGAAGAAGGAGGGUGUGA